CCUUUGCGACGAGGUUCCCCUGUUUGUGCUGAAAGAAAUACUACCGCAUCCCCGUUUUGCACCUCCGCGUCUCUGCUCUCCUCUUUUUUCUUUUUCUUAGCUUCAACUUGGUGCUUGUUCGAUUGAUCUUGUGAGAGAACGGGACGCGAAUUUCUUCCUCGUGCUCUUCCGCCGGAAAUAACUCGCGGUAGGGCGGCACGUCGUUUAGAGAAGUCUUUGGAGAACGUCUCGAAAUUCGCGGUCCGCCUCUAAACGUCCUUUCGCGAUCUUGUUUCUUCCUUUCACUUCACCUCCCCGCCGAUCGCCGUCGGAAUGCGCGAGGACUCUCUCGAGUAGAAUAACGCGAGUGACUCGCGCGAACCAUCUGGAUUCGAACGCGCAUUUUUUCUGCGGUAAAUAGUCUUCUCUUCUAGUAACGCGCGGGAAGAAGGAAACCUACUCUAGAGAAUUCGGCGCGGAAACGCAGGGGUGUCGACGAGGGCGAAGGGAAGAAAGGCAAGAAAAAGAACGACGACGCGCUAAUCGGGCAUGGGUCUGACGGAUACCAGUUUCGAGUUACUUCUGACCCUGUGGCGAGUCUUCGUCGUGGGAGUCCUGCCGUGGACCGAGGAGCGCGGUCAGUGUCGCGGUGUCUCGCUAAGCUGCAACAUUCACGCCGUCGCUCGUACCGGAAGGAUGUCGUCGACGGUGGUAAAAAAUGCUGCGAAGGACGUCAGCGGUGACGGCAGGGAGACUUGGUCGGGAAAGCUCGAUUUCUUGUUGUCGGUCAUCGGGUUCGCCGUCGAUCUCGCUAAUGUGUGGCGAUUCCCGUACCUUUGCUACAAGAAUGGUGGUGGUGCAUUUCUGGUUCCCUACUGCGUGAUGUUAGUGGUCGGUGGUAUUCCUCUAUUUUACAUGGAGCUCGCUCUCGGUCAAUUCAACAGGAAGGGUGCUAUCACCUGUUGGGGUCGGCUGGUACCACUUUUCAAAGGUAUCGGAUACGCGGUGGUCCUAAUCGCGUUUUACGUUGAUUUUUACUAUAACGUCAUCAUCGCCUGGUCGCUUCGUUAUUUCUUCGCCUCGUUCGCCACGAUGCUACCAUGGACCUCUUGUGACAAUGACUGGAACACACCACUGUGUCGCGAGUUCGACGCGAAUAUCUCGUACGCACUCGCGGAUAUGAACAGCGAGAUUAAUGAGAAUUUUGGAAAUACCACUCGGCUGCUGGUCGAUUUAGGAUCGGAUGCUGCUGUUCAAAGUACAAUGGAUAAUUAUACGAGUGCUGCGCAUGAAUACUUCAAUCGCGCUAUUCUGGAGCUACACCAAAGCGAGGGUUUACACGACCUUGGUGCCAUUAAGUGGGACAUCGCGCUAUGCUUGCUCGUGGUCUAUCUGGUCUGCUACUUUUCUCUGUGGAAGGGCAUCUCGACUUCCGGCAAGGUAGUCUGGUUUACCGCUCUUUUCCCUUAUGCAGUUCUGUUAAUUUUGCUAAUAAGAGGUGUCACUUUGCCGGGCAGUACCGAGGGAAUUCGUUAUUAUCUCAGUCCAAAUUUCAACGUUAUCACAAAGGCAGAGGUGUGGGUGGACGCGGCGACGCAAGUAUUCUUCUCUCUAGGACCAGGAUUCGGUGUGUUAUUGGCCUACGCGAGCUACAACAAGUAUCACAACAACGUUUACAAAGACGCCCUGCUGACGAGUUUGAUCAACAGUGCAACAUCUUUCGUCGCCGGAUUUGUCAUAUUCUCGGUGCUCGGUUAUAUGGCACGUGCCAGCGGCAAGUCUAUCCAGGAUGUCGCCACGGAAGGACCCGGUCUGGUUUUCAUCGUUUAUCCGGCGGCCAUCGCUACGAUGCCCGGCUCGACAUUCUGGGCGCUCAUUUUCUUCAUGAUGCUGCUCACACUCGGUUUAGACAGUUCGUUCGGAGGUUCAGAAGCAAUUAUAACGGCACUCAGCGACGAGUUUCCAAUAAUCGGCAAUAAUCGUGAGGUCUUUGUGGCGUGCUUAUUCACUUUAUACUUUCUGGUUGGGCUCGCUUCUUGUUCACAGGGUGGGUUUUACUUUUUCCAUUUGUUGGAUCGAUAUGCGGCUGGGUAUUCGAUGCUGUUCGCCGUUCUGGCAGAAACAAUCGCGGUCAGUUGGAUCUAUGGGACAGACCGAUUUUGCGCCGAUAUCAAAGACAUGAUCGGAUUCAGACCUGGUAUCUACUGGCGAGUAUGCUGGAAAUUUGUAGCACCACUUUUCCUUAUGUUUAUUAUCGUCUACGGUCUAAUGGGCUACGAACCAUUAUCAUACGAGGGCUACACUUAUCCAGUUUGGGCAAAUAUAUUAGGCUGGCUGAUCGCAUGCUCUUCUAUCAUCAUGAUCCCAGGUAUGGCCAUCUACAAAAUUAGCAGCACAUCCGGAUCCUUUGUUCAAAGGUUGAAGAUCCUAACGACACCUUGGCGGGACACGCAGCAUCAGAGGAACGAUCUGUCCUCAGUGGCGAACGGUGCGAUUCGUCGAAGUUUCCUAGCCGAGCAAGACUUCGAAAUUACCAAGGAUCACGAGUUAACUAAGGAACAGACGGAAGUAAUGAUUCAAUCUAGAGAGGGUGUCAAGGGGAUCGAUCCGCCCCCCGAGCCAGUCUAGGACAGUGCGGUUGUGAUUUUGCACGGUGCCCGGUUCCAAGUAUACCUCUGCUAGAGCACGAUCGCCGAGCAAGGUCCCACAACGACAAGUAACAAUCCACCGAUCAAACAAAACAAGGAUUAGUCUCUUAUCAAUAGAGCAAUAUACGACACUCGAACGCAUUUGAAUCUCGAGGGUACCGGCUUGAUUGACGACAUGGUCUUCUUCCUUGGAUCGCGGUCGAGAAUCCGCGAUUCAACGUUCGCGCAUCGGAUUGCACUUUGUUCCUUUAGUCACAAGAAUACGGAUGAUUAAAAAAAACCUAGAGAAGAAAGUGGGUGCCGUCGUGAUAACAUCGACGUAACGUCGUCAGCCAUGCUUUCCCUCGGAUGGGUUUAACCGGACUUCUUAACGAUAAUUCCCUCCCUAUCCUGUAAAUAUAAUAACGCGCGUUAUUAGAGCACACGACGAAUCGCAUGAGAUUGGUGAAAUGCCAUGGCGACCAAGCACUUGAUGUUCACGCUUCUUCUAACGGACAAUGUUUAUCACAAACGAACUAUUGUCACAAAUAAGAGCUACUACGAUUCUACCAGAUCUUACCUACUUUGGAUGACAGCUUUAAACCUAGGAGAAUCAUUUAUGCGCAAAAUGUCUAAUUUAGCGUAGUCUCGAUCUUCGUAAUAAAUCGAUUCGAUAUUUCCCUGGCAACUAAUGAACCGCUUUGAGGUAACUAACUGAGAACCGUUAUCUUCAAUAAAAUUCCUUCUUGCGUAAAAGACUCUCCAAGUUGUUUCGCGAUAUCGCGUCCGAAACGAACUUUGUUGUUUAACAUCGUUUAUUUCAAUCCGAUGCGAGUUAUGUUAUGCGAGCAAUCGUAAAAUGUUUACUUCAUAUAAAGAUGUUAUAAAACAGAGAUUAUAAUGUUAAGAUAUCUUGUAGGAGAUGAUUACGCGAUUCCGAUUAAUUGAUUGUGAUUGACGAUUCUCUUACUGGAUCGUUGUUGUCUAUAAAAUAGAAAAGUGAAAGAGAAUUGAGUUAAUCACGGUUAAUCGGCAUCAGUGUUUUAGAAAAUGGAUUAGAUAAAUUAUAUUUCCGUUUGAUUAGUCCUCCGGGCUUUCGUAAGCCUGGAUGAUAAAUGCUGUGUGGACUAUACGCAAAUUAUAAUCACCGGUAAAACGUUAAGCAAUUUAUUAGGUCUUAUUACCGGUGUGAAUACGCUUCAUCGAUAGCCUGCUCAAUCCUGUGUCGAAUACCAUCGUAGCAUGAAAUAAUACGUUUUUUAUAUAGAUACAAUUUUCGAUCACUGGGUUCACGCUGUAAUCUUCUAGUCAUCGAUUAUUUCCUUAUAUACAUAUGUAUCUAUUAAAGAUCCGUGAAUGUAAGAUACGCGACUUUUUUAAUGAAAAUUCUCUAGAAAAUUGAACCACGAAUUUAAUUCAUCUUAAUAAUAUAUUAUUUUACGUGUUAUAAACGGUU
Mycetomoellerius zeteki is the source of this 4062-nucleotide messenger RNA. It is a transcript of the gene DAT, whose product is annotated as Sodium-dependent dopamine transporter. The coding region runs from base 529 to 2607 and encodes 692 amino acids. Gene Ontology annotation, biological process: amino acid transport; sodium ion transmembrane transport; dopamine uptake involved in synaptic transmission. Gene Ontology annotation, molecular function: dopamine:sodium symporter activity. The transcript has 12 exons. The record is from RefSeq and is a predicted model, not a curated record. Lineage: Eukaryota; Metazoa; Arthropoda; Insecta; Hymenoptera; Formicidae. Gene Ontology annotation, cellular component: plasma membrane; axon; neuronal cell body membrane.